Aethina tumida (small hive beetle) is the source of this 1098-nucleotide messenger RNA. RefSeq lists its product as uncharacterized. Bases 1 to 798 code for a protein of 265 amino acids. Gene Ontology annotation, cellular component: membrane. The transcript is spliced from 5 exons. Gene Ontology annotation, molecular function: ligand-gated monoatomic ion channel activity. Lineage: Eukaryota; Metazoa; Arthropoda; Insecta; Coleoptera; Nitidulidae. The record is from RefSeq and is a predicted model, not a curated record.
AUGUAUUAUAUUAUUAAACAGAUAUCCAAUCGAAGGCAAUACAGCAUAAGCGACGUAAGUCUGAUUUCAUUGGAAGCUCUCUGCCAACAAGGUACAACAACAGAACCGAGAAGUUAUUCAGGAAGAAUGAUAAUCCUGGUAUUCUUCACCGUUUUCAUGUUCCUGUACGUAUCUUAUUCGGCUUACGUGGUUGUUUUGUUACAAUCGACGACGAAAAUAAACAAUCUAAUGGAGCUGCUCGUGAGUCGAAUCGAAGCCGGCGGGUUUCAAGUCAGCUACAUGAGACACUACUUCGAGACACCGAAGUCCGGAGUUUUGAAAAAUCUGUACGAGAAGAAGAUUUACCCAAAUCAAUAUUUCCCUCUAGAAGAAGGUAUGAAGAAGGUUCAAGAAGGGAAUUUUGCGUUCCACGUUCCUUUGGGUCCUGCCUACAACUAUGUUUCGGAAAAAUUUACCAAUUAUGACAUUUGUGGCCUGCAAACCUUACCGGGAUAUAUUAAUACUGAUUCCUAUUUUGCGGUGCCUAAAAAUUCUCCCUUCAAAAAGAUAUUUGCUGUUGGUUUGUCCAGAAUUAUGGAAGUUGGACUUCAGGAAAGAAAUCACAUAAGAACUUUUAGGGCACCAAAAUGUUUCCACAACUCUGGAAAUUUUCAGUCUGUUAGAUUUUACGACUGUCAAUUUAUUUUUGUAUUGUUUAUUUUUGGGGUGUUUUUAUCACUGUUUUUUCUCGUCGUUGAAAUUCUCAUCAUGAAAUUUUCACAAAGACGACAGUUUAUUAAUGUUCAACCUCUUAAAUGAUUAUGAGUUUAUAUACACAAAUUAUUGUUUUAAGUAUAAUUAGACAUUUCACUAUUAACACUUCUUUACAAAAUAUGUUUACUAAUAGUUUUUAAAACACUUUGUUAAUAAUAAUAUAAUUCACAGUUAAAAUUCUGAAUUAUUUGUACAUUUAACACCGCAGAUGUUUUAAUAGCAGUAUUAAUAAAUUAAAUAAAAAAUUCGUAUGCUUAAAAUAAUUUGAUAUUAUUAAAAAAACUGUAAAUAGUAACAAAUUAUUCACCAUUACGAAUAUAAAAUAAAAAACUAACUGAUAUUCAA